AUGUUUUUAUUAAGCGUCAGUUAUUUUGGAGAAGGAAUUACACAUGAGAUUCGUCCUAUGAAAAACAACCAACCAAUUCCUUCUCUAGAAUCAGUAGCUUUUAGAGUUUUAUCCCAACUUAAGGUUGUGCCCUACACAGCGGAAACCCGAGUAAUUUGCCCCCCAGUAAUGGUUAUUGUAGGAAUCGAACCUACCGAACAAAAUGAAGUUCAAACCAUUAUAACCGUCUUUGGAGAUCAAAAAUUAUAG
This is a messenger RNA of Diversispora eburnea, 249 nucleotides long. The record is from the annotation of a GenBank genome assembly. Lineage: Eukaryota; Fungi; Glomeromycota; Glomeromycetes; Diversisporales; Diversisporaceae.